CCCAAAAUGUAUGAGGCUGGACGAAGACAAAACAUAUAAAGCCCAAACUCUCAAGUCUUAACCAAAUUUCUGCCUUAAUUCUUUUAAACCCCCGUUCCCAAUCUUACUCCGUCGACGGCGAAAUCCUCGCAUUUACGGCAAUCGAGCGAUAGUUGGUUGAGUCAAGAGGAGACAAACGAUGCCGCUUUAUGAUUGUAUGCUUUUACUGAAACCGCAUGUAAAAAAGGAGGCUCUGAUGGACCUUGUAGCAAAGGUUGGGAAGCAUGUUUAUAGAAAAAAUGGUGUGCUUACAGAUUUAAAGUCGUUUGGUACUGUUCAAUUGGGUUAUGGCAUUAAGAAACUAGAUGGAAGAUAUUAUCAGGGGCAACUGAUGCAAAUGACAGUGAUGACACCUCCCAGUUUUAACAAUGAGCUGCAUUACUUGAACAAAGAAGACCGCCUACUUCGAUGGCUUUUGGUUAAGCAUCGUGACAUCAAAUUUGGAUUUGACUUUUUGGGUGAAGAUGAUGCUAAGGCUGACCUAAGCAAGUUCAGGAGCAACAUAUAUGAAAUUGAGGAAGAAGAAGAAGAAGAAGAAGAUGAUGAUGAUGAAUAUAAUGUCGAUGAAUCUGAGAAGAAGUCGGUCUAGAAAACUUAUGACUUUCACUAUAAGCUGCUGAUUAGAGGCCACCAUAACCCAAACCAGAGGAAGAUAAAAAGGCUACAAGAACACCUACAAGUUAAUCCCUGGCUUAAACUAAUAACUAGUAGAUCAGUAGAAAUUGAUAAAUUUCUGGCACUGGGACUCAUCUAUGACUCCAGUUUUAGUCAUCAAUCAGUAUGUUUUUCUAA
Molecule: messenger RNA, 831 nt
Organism: Solanum stenotomum
Lineage: Eukaryota; Viridiplantae; Streptophyta; Magnoliopsida; Solanales; Solanaceae
Exons: 3
Coding region: 179-628 (149 amino acids)
Biological process (GO): translation
Cellular component (GO): ribosome
Molecular function (GO): structural constituent of ribosome; small ribosomal subunit rRNA binding
Source: RefSeq, a predicted model, not a curated record